AUGGACCCCCCCAGGGCCCCCCCUGCCCCCCCCGUGGCGCUGCCGGCGCUGGACGCCAUCGCCUUCUCGGGGGGAGGGGCCGAGAGCCCCGCACGGACACUGACCCCUGCGCUGACCCCUGCAGUGACCAGUGCAGUGACCCCUGAAGUGACCACUGCAGAGAGCCCCGCACGGACACUGACCCCCACAGUGACCCCUGAAGUGACCCCCGCAGUGACCCCUGCACUGAGCCCUGCAGUGACCCCUGAGCUGACCCCCACACGGACACUGCUGACCCCUGCACUGCCCCCUGCACUGACCCCUGCACUGACCCCCUCCUUGACCACUGCCCAGACCCCCACCUUGACCAUGACCCCCACCCAAGCCACUGCACUGACCACUGCCUUGACCCCCACCCUGACCCCCACCCUGACCCCCACCCUGACCCCCACCCUGACCCCCGCGCUGACCCCCGCGCUGACCCCUGCUCCGGCCGCAGUCCCGGACGUGUUCUGGGCCAGCCUGCUCCGUGCCCAGCUCUGUGUCCAGGAGCUCCAGGGCGCCAUCGAGGGACAGACGGACACUGGGGAACAACAGCACCAGGACCUGGCCCAGGACCACCUCCAGGACCAUCCUCAGGACCACCACCAGGAUGGGGCUGGGAGCAUCUCCCAGGAGCUCCAAGGCCAAGAAUCCAGGUUUGAGGAGAUCUUCCAGGUAUUCGUGGAUGAGAACAUCUCACCCAAAGCCGUGGUCACACAUGACAACAUCUCACCCAAACCCAUGGAUGACAACAUCUCACCCAAACCAACGGUCACACACGAGGACAUCUCACCCAAAUCCAUGACCAUAGAUGGGAACGUCUCCCAGGAGCUCCAAAGCCAUGAAUCCACGUUUGAGGAGAUCUUCCAGGUGUGCAUGGGUGAGGACAUCCCAUCAAAACCCACGGCUGUAGAUGAGGACAUCCCACCCAAAUCCAUGGCCGAGGAUGAGGACAUCCCAUGCAAAUCCAUGUUGAUGGAUGAGAACAUCUUCCAGAUGUCCACAGAUGGUUCCAUCCCACCCAAAUCCAUGGCCAUGGAGCUCUCCCAGGAGCUCCAUGACCAUGAAUCCACGUGUGAGGAGAUCUUCCAGGCGUGCACGGAUGUGGACAUCCCACCCAAAUCCAUGCCCAUGGAUGAGAACAUUUCCCAGGUGUUUACAGAUGGCUCCAUCCCACCCAAAUCCAUGACUGUGGGUGGGAGCAUCUCCCAGGAGCUCCAAGGCCAUGGAUCCACGUUUGAGGAGAUCCUGCAGGUGUCCAUGGAUGAGGACAUCCCACCCCAGGCCAUUCCCGGGCACCAAAGCUUUGAGUUCUUCUUUGGGGGCAUCAUGUCCAUGGGUGGUGACACCUCAUCGUGGACCGUGACCAUGGAUGGGAUCGCCUCACCCCAAUUCAUGACCACAGAUGGGACCUUCUCUCCAGAGCACCUGGCUGUGGAUUCAAGGAUCUCACCUGAGCCUGUGACCAUGGAUGGUCCCACCUUGGCCAAGAACGUGACCAUGGAUGGUCCUGCCUCACCCAGGUCUGUGACCAUGGAUGGUCCCACCUCACCCAGGCCCGUGACCCCUGAUGAAGCGAUUUCUCCAGAGAACGUUCCCAUGGAUUCCAGGAUCUCCCCCAAACCCAUGGCCAUGGAUGGUCCCAUCUCCUCCAGGCCCCAAGCCCCCAGACUCAGCCAGGAGGGAGAGGAACGUGACGAUGAUGGUGACAACCACCAUGACCAUGAUGACCACCGUGACUGUGAUAACCGCGAUGGCCACAAUGACCUUGAUGACCACAAAGACCAUGAUAACCACCAUGAUCACCAUGACCUAGAUCACCAUGAUAACCACCAUGACCUCAAUGACCAUGAUGACCACCAUGACCUGGAUGAUCACAAUGACCACGAUGACCACCAUGACCUCAAUGACCACAAUGACUUCAGUGACCUCAAUGACCAUAAUGACUGUGAUGACCACCAUGACCACAAGGACCAUGAUGAUGACAAUGACCUAGAUGACAACCAUGACCAUGAUGACCACAAAGACCACCAUGACCACCAUGACCACCGUGACCACCACCAUGAGCUCAAUGACCUUGAUGACGACAAAGACCUCAAUGACCACAAAGACCAUGAUGACCACCAUGACCUUGAUGACCACUAUGACCACAAUGUCCACCAUGACCACGAUGAGCACAAAGACCAUGAUGACCGCAAUGACCGUGAUGACCACCAUGACCGUGAUGACCACCAUGAGCUCGAUGACCACAAUGACCGUGAUGACCACCAUGACCACCAUGACCGUGAUGACCACCAUGACCACGGUGACUCCUCCCAUGAAGAUGAACACAAGGAGAACCUGGAUGAGGAGGACCUAGAUGAGGAGAAGAACAUGAACGAGAAGAACCUGGAUGAGGAGGAUCUGGAUGAGGACGUGGAUGAGGACCUGGAUGAUGAGGAGAACCUGGAUGAGGAGAACCUGGAGGAUGACCUGGAUGAUGAGGAGGACCUGGACGAGGAGCCCCAUUUCCACACCAACCCCCUGUUCCAGCGCCCGCUGCCCCCGGGGGUGCCCCCCUGGCGUCCCCACGGUGCCACCCUCGAUGCCACCCUCGGGUGCCACCGCCCAGGAGCCGCCACCACCACCACCACCACGGGCUGGGGACCACCCAGAACCCCGGAAUUUGGGGACACCCCGGAUCCGCCUCCAGAAUUUGGGGACCCACCAGAAUUUGGGGAUCCCCUGGAAUUUGGGGACCCCCUGGAAUUUGGGGACCCCCCCUUGGUGUCUUCUCCUCCCCCAGGACCACCCAGAACUCCAGAAUUUGGGGACCCCCCGGAUCCGCCUCUGGAAUUUGGGGACCCCCUGGAUCCACCCCUGGAAUUUGGGGACCCUCCCAAAUGGGUGGACCCAAAAUGGGGGGGGCCGGACCCCCCCACCCCCCUGGAGGAGCCCCCCAGUUCCUGGGACCCCCCAGAUUUGCCCCAAAAUGAGGGACCCCAAAUCCCCCCAGAUUUACCCCAAAAACCCCAAAGCCCCCCAGAUUUACCUCACAAAGAGGGACCCCAAAUCCCCCCAGAACCCCCAAAUGUGCCCCUAAAAGAGGGACCCCAAAAACCCCAAAUCCCCCCAGAUUUACCCCAGAAAGGGAGACCCCAAAACCUCACAGAUUUACCCCAAAAAGAGGGACCCCAAAACCUCCCAGAUUUACCCCAAAAAGAGGGACCCCAAAACCCCCAAAUCCCCCCAGAUUUGCCCCAAAUCCCUCCAGUUUUACCCCAAAAACAAGGACCCCAAAACCUUCCAGAAUUACCCCAAAAAGAGGGACCCCAAAACCUCCCAGAACCCCCAAAUGUGCCCCUAAAAGAUGGACCCCAAAACCUCCCAAAUUUAUCCCAAAAAGGGAGACCCCAAAACCUCCCAGAACCCCUAAAUUGGCCCCAAAAAGAGGGACCUCAUAGCCCCCGAAUCCCCCCAGAUUUGCCCCAAAUCCCCCCAGAUUUACCCCCAAAAGGGAGACCCCAAAACUUCCCAGAUUUACCCCAAAAAGAGAGACCCCAAAGCCCCCAAACGCCCCCAAAUUUACCCCAAAAAGAGGGACCCCAAAACCUCACAGCACCCCCAGAUUUAUCCCAAAAAGGGAGACCCCAAAACCUCCCAGAACCCCUAAAUUGGCCCCAAAAAGAGGGACCCCAGAGCCCCCAAAUCGCCCCAUUUUUACCCCAAAAAGAGGGACCCCAAAUCCCCCCAGAUUUACCCCAAAAAUGGAGACCCCAAAGCCCCCAAAUGCCCCCAAAUUUGCCCCAAAAAGAGGACCCCAAAACCUCCCAGAACCCCCAGAUUUACCCCAAAAAUUGGGACCCCAAAUCCCCCCAAAUUUGUCCCCAAAAGAGGGACCCCAAAUCCCCUCAGAACCCCCAAACUGCCCCCAAAAAGAGCGACCCCAAAUCCCCCAGUUUUGCCCCAAAAAGAGGGACCCCAAAGACCCCAAAUUCCCCCAGAUUCACCCCAUAAAUGGGAACCCCAAAUCCCCCAAAAAUGGGGACCCCAAACCCCAAAUUUCCCCCCAAAAUGGGGGGUCCAGAGCCCCCUCCACCCCCUGACCGCCCUCAAACCCCCCCAAAGCCCCCGGGGCCCCCCCAGAAUCCCCCAAAA
This is a messenger RNA of Melospiza melodia melodia, 4158 nucleotides long. RefSeq lists its product as uncharacterized. The transcript has 2 exons. Bases 1 to 4017 code for a protein of 1338 amino acids. NCBI's taxonomy places the organism in Eukaryota, Metazoa, Chordata, Aves, Passeriformes, Passerellidae. The record is from RefSeq and is a predicted model, not a curated record.